Molecule: messenger RNA, 501 nt
Organism: Diuraphis noxia (Russian wheat aphid)
Lineage: Eukaryota; Metazoa; Arthropoda; Insecta; Hemiptera; Aphididae
Product: coiled-coil-helix-coiled-coil-helix domain-containing protein 7
Biological process (GO): mitochondrial respiratory chain complex assembly
Cellular component (GO): mitochondrion
Source: RefSeq, a predicted model, not a curated record
UCUAUUUUCUAGUUUUCUACCAUUAAUAUAGGAAAUCAAAAUAUUAAACAUAUUAUUAUUUAAAAAUUAUUAUCUAUUAAGUUAAAAUUUAAAGAUCACACUUAUCACCUCACGACUAGCGAAUAUUAAGUAUGAUUAAAUAAUACUUGUACGUCUACAUCUUGACCUUUAGUAAGAUCAUUUCGUUGAAUUGUAAAUAAAAUGUCUGAAGCUAAAAAUGGAGAUUCAAAUCCUUGCUUGCAGGAACAGAAAUUAUCAAUUAAAUGCUUACAAGAUAGUUUUGGAGAUAAAUCCCAAUGUGAACCGCAAAUAGAAAAUUACAAAGACUGCAAAACGUUUUGGUACAAUAUUUAUAAAGAACGGAAAACCAACAAAAUAAGGCCAUACAUGCCAUCAUUAGAAGAACGGAUAAAAAUUAAGAAGGAAUACAUGAGUGGUCAUUAAAACAAAAAAAUAUCUUAAAAUUAAUAAUAUUUUUACUAUAAUAUAUUAUUGUUUGCU